Molecule: messenger RNA, 1623 nt
Organism: Aphanomyces astaci
Lineage: Eukaryota; Oomycota; Saprolegniomycetes; Saprolegniales; Verrucalvaceae
Exons: 5
Coding region: 1-1623 (540 amino acids)
Source: RefSeq, a predicted model, not a curated record
AUGCCAUCAGGAGACAUCGUGGUCGACUCGGCCGUGGACAUUGCCGAUGCCUCUCCAGCAGCAACAUCCCACCUUCAUUCAGCAAGCACCGAGUUCCUGUACCUUCCAUCGGGUGAGAUUUUGGCGAAACCAAGCAGCUAUCAUGCCGGUAGUAGUGUCGUCGCCAUGCCACCGCCGAUGAUAGACAUCCCGUCGUCACGAUACGCUAGUUCUAUGUAUCACCACCCGCCGUCCACAUCGGCGGCGUCGCCCAUGUCGCUGCAGGAACAAGCGUUGUCCCCGUCGUCGAACGUUCCACGUCGUCGUGGCCAUCAUGGAAUAGACACAGAAAAUAAGCACGGGACGGCUCAUGCGUACCAGCAACGCAUCCUGGAGCUGGAAACGUUGCUCCAGAACGAAAAGAAGCGCUCGUUGGACAAAAUGCGCCUGCUCUUGGACGAGCAGGACAAAUCCCACGACCUCCAGACCCGUUUUUCGUCGUUGCAGACCAAGAUCAAGACCCUGGAAGCAACGAUCUCGCGCCACGACACCCACACCCGCGACCUCCAAGCGUCCGUCGCGGCGGCAAAUGCCCGCCAGGCUUCGCUCGUCCACGAGAUCAGCGACAAGACCAAGCAUGUGGACAAGCUCACGCAGGACCUGGCGACCGCUCAGAAAACCAACGCGCUGCUUCUGGCCAACACCCAGCCCGCCGCAUCUCGACCAUCCCCACCACUUCCGACAGUGGCCACAUCGUACACCCAGACCGAGGCGUACAUACCAUCAGCGUCAAAUCAAGUCUUGUCUAAUCCCCAUAACAACCCAGAGUCGCUCGAAUCAUCGUCCAUCCCUACAAUCACCAUGGCGACCCCCGCCGCCAUCCCAUCGACCGCGUCGCCUGCGACCAUACCCCCCCCCCAUCAUGCGCCUACUCCUUCGACCGACGCUCCAUCUUCUUCUACUUCCCCGCCCCCUUCCACUUCUUCGAUGGAAUCCGUCUUGGACGCCAUCCGCGCGUGGAAAGAUAUGGCCGACGCCUGGAGUCGAAACCCUCCAGUAACGUCUACUUCGUCCUCAUCCCUGGACGCAUUGCUCGGCCAGUUCCCCGCCCUCCCCCGCCGCAUCCCGUCGGAACUUGGUCCAUCGAAAGACGCGGCCGCCGUCGCCAUGCUCCAGCGGCGACUGGCGCUGGUCGAUAAAGAGUACCGAAUCACCCACACCAAGUACAUUGAGCUCAAGGAACUCUGCGCCAGGCAAUGUGUCCGCGAAGCCGAUCUCCAGAAUUUCGUCAACGAACAUCGACUUCGAGGUCAAUGCAGUUUGCGUCUGCCGUCGUCCACAACUGGCCCAAACAUAACAUCUGCCGCAGCGCCAGGACCUUCUCUUCAUGACGCCAAGGAACAUGCAGAAACCAUCCGCCGCCCCAUGGACGGCCAUGUCAAGGUCGUGAUCCGCAGACGUGACCAGUCGACCGUAGACGAUUCGAGAGCCCCCCCCAAGAACCAAACGACCAUCGGACGACCCCCCCCCUUGAACGUGGUUGCGUCCAAAGAGUUAAUGAGACGACACCAACGUAUCCCCACCCCCCGCCACGCCAAACAACCAAAAAAGGCGACUCCAGCCAUUGGACGGCCGUGGGUGUAG